This is a messenger RNA of Polistes canadensis, 2154 nucleotides long. RefSeq names its product zinc finger protein 569-like. The transcript has 6 exons. Bases 102 to 2114 code for a protein of 670 amino acids. Lineage: Eukaryota; Metazoa; Arthropoda; Insecta; Hymenoptera; Vespidae. The record is from RefSeq and is a predicted model, not a curated record. Gene Ontology annotation, molecular function: DNA-binding transcription activator activity, RNA polymerase II-specific; zinc ion binding; RNA polymerase II cis-regulatory region sequence-specific DNA binding. Gene Ontology annotation, biological process: regulation of transcription by RNA polymerase II. Gene Ontology annotation, cellular component: nucleus.
CAGUCGACAUAUAAUAAGAUAAACAAAUUUUUAUGAGAUAUCAGAAGCAAGUAAAUAUUGUUGAUUUAUAUUUUUCAUUCUAUAUAUCUUAGUUGUAAAAAAUGGUAGAAAAAAGAUGUGCCUCUAAAAUGUGUUUUAAUAGUACACGAGAUUCACCACAAAUACAGUUCUUCACAUUUCCUACUAAUCAAGAAUAUGCUCGCAUUUGGGCAGAAGCAUGUGGUAUACCAGAAUUAAUGCGCAAAAGUAAGACUUCUAUUAAACGUUAUGUACUCUGCGCUGAACAUUUUGAGGAUCACUGGUUCAUUGAUCCUGAACGUAAAACUGCAUUUAAUAAAACUAAAAUACCUAUACCUACAAUAUUUAAAAAUAAUUUGAAAGAAUGUAUAUCAAGACAAAGCAAUGCCUCAAUUGAUACAAAUAUUACCAAAAGCGAAGACACUGUAGAAGAUUUAAAAGACUACAUCACGCAUAAUGUAGAAAAAAAUAAGCAAUCAAAUACAAAUCUGUCAGCGAAAAAUAAAAAAUCUUUAUGUUCUGUCUCACUGAUAAAUGACAUAGUGAGUAACGUUAAAGAUAGCACGAUAACUGCAGUUGCAGAGUCGCAUAAUGAUGACACUUUGCAAAAAGAUGUAGAAGAAUUGUGUCGCCUUUGUGCAUUGCCUACAUCAAGUAAUAUGCUUCAUUCUAUUUAUGAUAAUGAUAUGGAUAAAAAAAUUAAUACAAUUUUACCACUUCAAUUAGAAGUACAUAAAUACGAUGGUUUACCUCAAGAGAUUUGUCAUUUAUGUGUACAUAAAGUUACAUUAUGCUAUGAUUUUAUUCAACAAUUUCUUGAUGCAAAUUCUAAGUUAUUAAUGCAUAAGAAUGAACGACAAAAUGAACAAGCCGAAGAUAAUCUACUUUUAGCUACCUUAUCUGAAAGCUCGCUGUUUUCAGCAACAGAACCGAUAUGUGAUAAUGUCCAUUUAGAUCAAGACAAUUAUCAGAAUAUAGAAAAAACUAGUUAUUAUACUUAUAUUCCGGCACAUAAAAAUAAAUCCUAUAUUAAAGAUGAAAAAGAUGUUAGAAAUCAUUCUACACAUUAUACGGAGCAUUCAUACAAUUUACCUUUAAAAAGUAGUCCUGAAAGAACAAAUACGUUACACAAAUUAAAUGAAAUAAAUAUCGAAAAUGAAACUAAAUAUUUAAAUAUCGACGAUGCAUCGAACGAUAUGCAACAUGGUAUCAUUACAAAAAAUAAUAGAAUAAUCUAUAGUUGCAAGACGUGCAAUAAAAUAUGUUAUACCAAAUCUGAAUUACAUAGACAUAAUGAAACGCAUAAAGAAGAGAACAAAUUUUAUUGCGCGCAUUGUCCUAAAAGUUUUCGCGUUAAAUCUUUAUUAAAGCAACAUAUGUGUUCUCACUCUGGCACGAGGCCGUACGUUUGCGAUAUAUGUGGAGCAAGUUAUAAUAGACGUGGUAACAUGGGUCAGCAUAGAAAAACGCAUUUUGUUAUCGAGAAUGGAGAACCACGUUUGAUUAAAGAAGGUAUCAGAUGUAGUAUUUGUAGAAAAAAAGUUAAGUCUCUUCUUAUGUUAAAAUAUCAUCUUGCAAAGCACAAUGGUGAAAAGAAAGCUUACGUAUGUACAAUUUGUGGAAAAUGCUUUAGUACAGGAAGUCAAUUAAAGGUGCAUCAAUUUCUUCAUACUGGUGAAAGACCAUAUACUUGUUCUGUAUGUAAAAAAGGUUUUCGAACCGAAGCAAUAAUGAAACAGCACUAUUUGGCUCUUCAUACAAACGACUAUCCACACAAAUGUCCAUUUUGUGACAGAAAAUUUAAGCGUCUGCAAUCAUUAAUUGUGCAUAAAAGAACUCAUACUGGAGAACGUCCUUAUCCUUGUCCAAUAUGUGGUCGGGCGUUUGCUCAAAAAGGAGAUAUGAUGAAACAUACCAAGAUUCAUAAUCCGUCAGUAAAUAAGCAUAUUAAAAAUGAAAAUAAUUAUCUUCAGAUGCAAGUUAUUGAAAAUAACAAAAUUCAAAUACGAUCAGCGAUAUCUGAAGAAAUAACGAUAUUUGAAAUAGAAGAUGACGGAUUGUCGAAUGAAUUUAAUUCAGAAAAUUUGAAUAAGUAGCAAUGCUUUUUUACUAAAAAGAUAAUAAUGUCUAUUAUAU